UGGUUUGAAUGUAUCUGUUAAAUUGUUAAUCUGUAAAAUAUUCAUAUUCGAGUUUAGGAUAUCCAGAGCUAUUUUGUACAGGCUUUUAUGUUAAUAAAUUAAAUUUACGGGUUUUAGUAUUGUUUAAUCAAUGAAAUGGACAAAUAAAAUCAUAAAUAAAUAAUUUACUCUUAUGGUCGUUAUAUAUUUAUCAGUUUCAAUUUUGUUACCGCGGGAAAACAGCAAUAGGUUUGACUACUAUAAUGGCCGCAAUAGCGCCAAUGCUUAGAGUGUUUGUUCUUUUAGUAUGAAUUACGAUUUUUAAGUUAACUUUUCAUAUUUCUCUUCUUUGACAUAGAGCAAAUAUAAAAUGGACAUUAACGCUGAGGUCUCAACACAGUUGUCCCUGAUCGAUGCACUGCUAAGCGACUUUGACAAGACAAUUACACCAUGUGCUAGCAAAAAGAAUGAGAAAAAAGAAGAAGAAACACAGGAUGCCAUGCCAGACUCUACUACCAACACGGAAAAAACUACCACAAACCCAUUCCACUGUGGUGACGAUGUCCUCGUACCCAACAAAGAUGGAAGAUAUUAUUUAGGUACAAUAGUAGAGCUGAGCACGAGCAAUGACAACGAUUCGUGCGAAGUGGGCACGGGAGUGGCGCGCUGCCUGGUCAAGUUCGGCGACGGCACGCACGCGUGGGCGCCCGUGUGCUCGCUGAAGCUGCUGAGCGCGCCGCCGGCGGACGACGGCCGCAUCAUGUGCGUGGUGUGCAAGCGGCGCGAGGGGCCCGCCGCCGCGCCCGCGCCCAACGCCGUCGUGGCCUGCGACCUGUGCGGCCGCGGCUACCACGCCAAGUGCCACUCGCCGCCCGUCGACGCCUGGAUCAACGGUGCAUCAUGGCAUUGCAAGCGAUGUGUGGAUCAACGCUACAGAGUGGCAGCAGCAGAAAAUCGAGCAUUAAAACGGUCCGAUCUGUUAAGGUUCAAGGGAGGUCAGCAGAGACGGCAACAACAAGAACUGACACCACCCUGUGAUACUGCAUCUACUACGUCGUCAACAGCAUCGGAUGCUGGGAAAGAUCAGAAUGAGGUACACUGUUAUUGUGGUGAAAAAAGUGAUUGGCUUGCGCAAAUGUUAUUAUGUUGUCGAUGUUCCCGCUGGUUUCACCAAAGAUGUGUUUCGAGUUUACAGUAUCCACUCUAUGCUGGUGAUAAGUUAUACAUAUUUGCUUGUGCGAAAUGCAACGGCGGCGAAGAGUACCUUCGGCGGUUGGAAUUGUGUUGGUUAGAGUUAGCACAUCUCGCGCUCUACAACCUGACGGCAUACAACGCGCCCAACUACUUUGACCUCGACACCGUCAUCAUGCCCUACAUCAUGGACAACUGGCACGCUUUGCAACUGCCCGAAAAGAUGUGGCGUACUCCAGUGAACGAGCGUCGGGAGAAAAUAUUAACUGCCUUAACGUCAUCGCGAAAGAGAUUCAAAUGCGGUCGUGAGAUGAAAAAACGUGCAACAAUUUGGGGCUUACGUUUGCGACGUCCGCCCCCACCGCCACUUCAGCUGUCUGCGCUGGAACAGAUUAAAAAAGGAGUGCCAUUGACUGAUGAACUUGUACGUGAAUAUGCUCCUCGGUUAAGGUUUCUAUCUAGAGCACCUUCACCACACACGGUGCUAUCUAUUGAUGAUAGUUCACAACCUUCCAGUAGUAACAACGAAAAAAGUUCCUAUAAAAGUCAUAAUCAACAAAUGAUAGUGCCAGUUGAUAGUCACUGGUUGAACCUUAUGAUGGGGAAGCGGUUUCACGAAAAUCUUAAUUCAAAUUCCAAUUCAGAAAAUGACUCCGCGAGUUCAUAUGAAUCAGUAAAAACAACGGAACGCGAUGAUCAACCUUCUCCCUCCGUAUGUACGUCCACUGCUAGGAAAUCCGAUGCCAAAGAAGAUGCUUUAGAAAAAAUAUCAGAAAUUAAUGAAUCAGAAUCUAAUGAAGCGAAAUCUACUUGUGAAAACUCUCCUGUGCCAUCUCUUGACAACUCUCUUUUACCAUGCUCUGUUAAGUUAAACAAUACACCCAAAGAUAAUACUGAUGAUAUAAACUCAAGCAAUAACGACUCUUGUAAUAUUAAUAUUAACAAACAUACCUCGCGAAUAGCCACUAUGAACCUAGAAGUCUCUAAAUUAUCCACUAAGAACAUUAUUGAACAUUCCAAAAUAAUGUCACUCCAGCAUAUGGACAGUUUACCUCCAUAUAGCAGUAGUUUCACUCAUGACAUGGAGUCCUCUGGUGACGAAACUUCAAGCAGAGGCACGCUAGAUGUUAUUAUACCACCGCUAAAAGAUUUUCAAGGGAAAAAUAAUCCAUUUCUAAUGCAAAAUACAUACCCAUCAAAGGCACCUUUUUCUUCAAACAUGAAUUUGUAUAGUAAACAAAAUGGUAGAAAUCACUAUCACUCGAGAUUUUCAUUACCAAGUCAACUGAAUCCAUUUAUGGGCCCAAUGGUGAGGCCUUUGAAAAGAAAACUAAGUGAAAAGGAUAUUGUUAUAGGUCCUAAUGGCGAAGUUAAGCGAAGAAAGUAUAGACGGCCUCGAAAGCAUUUGCAAUUGCAGCUCAACAAAUCAUGCCCACUGCCAGACGAGGGUUCAAAGACUGCUCAGACGCCGACCGAGAACGGCGACGUCACUCCACCCGCCCCCCAUAGCAUGAGUAAUGUAAAAUUCCACGGCAGAAGACUGAGACAGAGACAAGAGAAAAACUAUUACGAGAACGCACGUCGCAAUACAAACAACAACGCAACCAGCAAUAACAGUGUGAAGAGCUUGCAGCUGAGUCCACACAAGGCGAGCAGCGGCGCGCCCGAAGUGGACGCUCGGCAGUUGUCGGCGCUCAAGUCCAGCGUGCAGUCGUACUUCCGCGCCGGCCAGACCUACCGCGUGCUGGCGCGCCGCCUCGUGCCGGGCCACCCGCCUGCCUACCUCAUCGAGUGGGACUCCUCCUCGUAGACCGAGGCGUACAUGAAUUUAUUUAAAUAUAAAUACUAUUGUAAUUUUAAUAUAUAAGUGCUUGUCUGUAGCCUAAUUUAGUUGUACAGUAAGAUCAAGGAAUGUGAUAUAUUAUUAUUCCAACCUA
Molecule: messenger RNA, 3107 nt
Organism: Melitaea cinxia (Glanville fritillary)
Lineage: Eukaryota; Metazoa; Arthropoda; Insecta; Lepidoptera; Nymphalidae
Gene: Pcl
Exons: 11
Coding region: 350-2980 (876 amino acids)
Source: RefSeq, a predicted model, not a curated record